AUGAAAGGGGUCUCGAAACCUGAGCCAAAGAAGGCUUCAACACUUGCCAGCGUACUAGCGGCAAAGUCCAAAAGUCGAAUUGUGUCUACCGGCUACCGUGAUCUUGAUGAAAAGCUUCACGGUGGAUUCAGAAGAAGUGCACUUUAUGACGUGAGUGGUGCUGCUGGCUCCGGCAAAAUAGAUCUUGUUCUUCAAACCAUAAUGGAUUGUGUGAUGGCUGAUGAACGCGUGCUUUGGAUUACCACCGGAUCGCGCUUUCCGACACAAAGAUUACGGGAUAUUUACAACCAGAACCACCAGAAACAAGGCGAAUUGAGAAGAGAGUUUGCCGCUUUGUGCAACAACGUAUCAGAAAUCAGUGUGAAUUCGAUUUCCGAGCUUAUAGUGCUGCUGGGACAAUUCAACGAGUCAAACGAAGACGAAUACCAGAUGUGUGUGAUCCAUGAGCUAUCGGAUUUGAUACAGAACUUGCAGGUGGACUGCGAAAAACUGUUUCUGGCUCGAAAACUCUCGAUGGAAAAACAAAAACAAAAGACAAUUUUGGAGCGUCAACUAAGAGAGAGUGCAGGCGAACAGUACGCUAAGAACAUGUACGAUGUGGACAUGAUACCGACUUUGGGAAUGACCCCCCAUACUAGGGUGCAGCGCUCAAUCCAGGAGUUGAUGGUCAUGUUGUCGAUAUUUUGCACCAAAAAAAGCAAAACUGUGAUAACCGUUGGAUCAACGGAGGCUCAAUACAAGAGUUUCACGAUUACGAACGACGCGCCGGUAGAAGCUACCGGCCCCGACUCCGGGGCCAGGACUCCCUUCAAACGGUCAGUCUUGGUUCCUGUUUUGAACACAUGUGGGAGCUACUACAGUGCAAGGCUUCUGGUGUACAGAGACUGGAGCAAGGAGAAACACCAUACUUGUCCGUUUGUGGUGGUCAGAGGAGAGACCGUCAAGCUGGGUACAUGA
Molecule: messenger RNA, 957 nt
Organism: Kuraishia capsulata CBS 1993
Lineage: Eukaryota; Fungi; Ascomycota; Pichiomycetes; Pichiales; Pichiaceae
Exons: 1
Coding region: 1-957 (318 amino acids)
Biological process (GO): meiotic DNA recombinase assembly; reciprocal meiotic recombination
Cellular component (GO): replication fork; Rad51B-Rad51C-Rad51D-XRCC2 complex; Rad51C-XRCC3 complex
Molecular function (GO): crossover junction DNA endonuclease activity; four-way junction DNA binding
Source: RefSeq, a predicted model, not a curated record